UGAGGCAGAGGACCUAAUGCGCUCAUAAUUAGGGUAUUAAAUCCCCUGUUGGAUCCGGCACUGUCACUGCGUCGCGGGCGGGUGGUCGCUCGGUUGGAUGCGUCCUGAGGUGUGGACAGGACCUACCCGCACAUCAUCACCAUCGUCACCAUCAUCAUCACAACCAUCAUCAUCACAGGUAUUUGAUCGUGAUUGUGUUGAGUACACCGGAGAUCUGGAGCCAUGACAGGCCCCCCGCUGGUCCCACAGCCCGCCUGCUGACGGUACCGGGCAGGAUGGGAGCAAGUCUGCCGCUUUCAGGAUCCCGAACCAGCCGAUUUAUCAAUGGAGGAAGAGAGUGACACCCGGAAAAUCAACAACAGCUUCCUUCGCGACCACAACUAUGCAACCGAAGCUGACAUUAUCUCAACGGUGGAGUUUAACUCAUCGGGGGAGCUGUUGGCCACCGGGGAUAAAGGAGGCAGAGUGGUUGUCUUCCAGAGGGAGCAGGAGAGUAAGAGCCAGCCCCAGCGUAGAGGGGAGUACAAUGUUUACAGCACAUUCCAGAGCCACGAGCCGGAGUUUGACUACCUGAAGAGUUUGGAGAUUGAGGAGAAGAUCAACAAGAUCAAAUGGCUUCCUCAGCAGAACGCCGCCUACUUCCUGCUAUCCACCAACGACAAGACAGUGAAGCUGUGGAAAAUCAGUGAGAGAGACAAGCGUCCGGAGGGCUACAACCUGAAAGACGAGGAUGGACGGAUCAGAAACCCGUCGACCAUCACCUCUCUACGGGUGCCGGUUCUUCAGCCUAUGGACUUGAUGGUCGAGGCUACAGCCAGGCGUGUAUUCAGCAAUGCCCACACCUACCACAUCAACUCCAUCUCUGUCAACUCCGACCUACAGACAUUCAUCUCCACUGACGACCUCAGGGUGAACCUGUGGAACCUAGAGAUCACAGAUCGCAGCUUCAACAUUGUGGACAUCAAGCCAGCCAACAUGGAGGAGCUGACGGAGGUGAUCACCUCAGCAGAGUUUCAUCCCCAGCAGUGUCACACCUUUGCCUACAGCAGCAGCAAGGGCUCGAUACGUCUGUGUGACAUGAGACAGGCCGCGCUGUGCGACAAACACUGCAAAUACUUUGAGGAGCCAGAGGAUCCCUCCACUCGCUCUUUUUUCUCCGAAAUCAUCUCAUCCAUCUCUGACGUGAAGUUCAGCCACAACGGGCGCUACCUGAUGACAAGGGACUACCUCACUGUCAAGGUGUGGGACCUUCAGAUGGAGAACAAACCACUAGAGACAUACCAGGUUCACGACUAUUUAAGAGGCAAACUUUGCUCUCUGUAUGAGAAUGACUGCAUCUUUGACAAGUUCGAGUGUGUCUGGAACGGAUCAGACAGCGUCAUAAUGACUGGCUCCUAUAACAAUUUCUUCCGAAUGUUUGACCGGAACACUAAACGUGACGUCACACUGGAAGCGUCCAGGGAGAACAGCAAACCCAGAGCCAUUCUCAAGCCUCGAAAGGUGUGUGUAGGUGGGAAGCGUCGUAAGGACGAGAUCAGCGUAGACAGCCUAGACUUCAGCAAGAAGAUCCUUCACACUACGUGGCACCCACACGAGAACAUCAUCGCUGUGGCGGCCACCAACAACCUCUACAUCUUCCAAGACAAGGUCAACUAAAGGGCAGUCUGCCCCUGCUGACUCCUGACCCCCACACGUGAAGGGCUGGGUUGGAGAAAGAGAGAGAUGGAGCCCUUAUCUACAUCCUUCUCCUCCUCUCCCUGUGUCUUGUUGCUGCCGCUCUUGAAUUUCGUAGCUCUGCAGAGGAAGUGCAGAGAUGAGUAUCCGGUGUGAAUUUUGGGAAGCGGGAAAUUUGUACGACCCGGAUACAAUUUGAGGAAAAUUGUUCCUCGGAAAUCAAAAUCAAGAAUGGACUUUCAUUCUUCAAUGUGACUUCUAAUUUAAUUUAUUUAGCCGUGCGGGCACCCGGAGAAGUGAAUCCUG
Molecule: messenger RNA, 1980 nt
Organism: Chelmon rostratus (copperband butterflyfish)
Lineage: Eukaryota; Metazoa; Chordata; Actinopteri; Chaetodontiformes; Chaetodontidae
Gene: ppp2r2ba
Product: protein phosphatase 2, regulatory subunit B, beta a
Exons: 10
Coding region: 325-1656 (443 amino acids)
Biological process (GO): peptidyl-serine dephosphorylation
Cellular component (GO): protein phosphatase type 2A complex; cytosol
Molecular function (GO): protein phosphatase regulator activity; protein binding
Source: RefSeq, a predicted model, not a curated record